Molecule: messenger RNA, 1895 nt
Organism: Trichosurus vulpecula (common brushtail)
Lineage: Eukaryota; Metazoa; Chordata; Mammalia; Diprotodontia; Phalangeridae
Gene: EYA1
Product: EYA transcriptional coactivator and phosphatase 1
Exons: 20
Coding region: 27-1895 (622 amino acids)
Biological process (GO): cell differentiation; positive regulation of DNA repair; negative regulation of extrinsic apoptotic signaling pathway in absence of ligand
Cellular component (GO): nucleus
Molecular function (GO): protein tyrosine phosphatase activity
Source: RefSeq, a predicted model, not a curated record
UUGCUGUUUCCUCAAGUUGCAGGUCUAUGGAAAUGCAGGAUCUAACCAGCCCACAUAGCCGACUAAGUGGUAGUAGUGAAUCCCCCAGUGGUGCAAAGCUUGAUAACGCUCAUAUAAAUAGCAAUUCCAUGACACCCAAUGGCACAGAAGGUGACAACAUGACUCUGCUCAACACUGCAGCCUGGUUUUUAAAUAUGAGUACUCAGACCACUGCAGGUUUGUCAUUGCUUCUGGUUAAAACAGAGCCAAUGAGCAGCAGUGAGAUUGCUACAACAGCAGCAGACGCUUCUUUAGACAACUUCUCAGGAUCAGCAAUUGGAAGUAGUGGCUUCAGCCCAAGACAAACACAUCAGUUUUCCCCACCACAGAUAUAUCCUUCCAAACCAUACCCACAUAUUCUCCCUACCCCUUCCUCACAAACUAUGGCUGCAUAUGGGCAAACACAGUUUACCACAGGAAUGCAACAGGCUACAGCAUAUGCCACAUACCCACAGCCAGGACAGCCAUAUGGAAUCCCUUCGUAUGAUCUGGGUGCAUUGUGGGCAGGCAUCAAGACAGAAGGCGGAUUGUCCCAAUCACAGACACCUGGACAGACAGGAUUUCUAAGCUAUGGCACAAGCUUUAGUACUCCUCAACCUGGACAGGCACCAUACAGCUACCAAAUGCAAGGUAGCAGUUUUACAACAUCGUCAGGACUAUACACGGGAAAUAAUUCACUCACAAAUUCUUCUGGAUUUAAUAGCUCACAGCAGGAAUAUGCAUCUUAUACCAGCUUUGGCCAGGGUCAGUAUGCACAGUAUUAUAAUAGCUCACCGUACCCAUCCCAUUACAUGACAAGCACUAACACCAGUCCAACAACGCCUUCUACAAACGCAACAUACCAGCUUCAAGAACCACCAUCUGGCAUCACCAGUCAAGCAGUUACAGAUCCCACUGCAGCAGAGUACAGUACAAUCCACAGUCCUUCAACACCUAUUAAAGAUUCAGAUUCAGAUCGAUUGCGCCGUGGUUCAGAUGGGAAAUCACGUGGGCGGGGCCGAAGAAACAAUAACCCUUCACCACCACCAGAUUCUGACCUUGAGAGGGUAUUCAUCUGGGAUUUGGAUGAGACAAUCAUCGUUUUCCAUUCCUUGCUUACUGGGUCCUAUGCUAACAGAUAUGGAAGGGAUCCACCUACUUCUGUUUCACUUGGACUGAGAAUGGAAGAAAUGAUUUUCAAUUUGGCAGACACACAUCUGUUCUUUAAUGAUUUAGAAGAAUGUGAUCAAGUUCACAUAGAUGAUGUCUCUUCUGACGAUAAUGGUCAAGACCUAAGCACAUAUAACUUUGGAACUGAUGGCUUUCCUGCUGCAGCAACCAGCGCUAACCUAUGCUUAGCAACUGGUGUUCGAGGAGGAGUAGACUGGAUGAGAAAGUUGGCGUUCCGCUAUAGACGAGUAAAAGAAAUCUAUAAUACCUACAAAAAUAAUGUUGGAGGUCUUCUUGGUCCAGCCAAAAGAGAAGCUUGGCUCCAGUUAAGGGCAGAAAUCGAAGCUCUAACAGAUUCCUGGUUAACACUUGCACUGAAAGCCUUGACACUGAUUCACUCUAGGACAAACUGUGUGAAUAUUUUAGUAACAACUACUCAACUUAUUCCAGCCCUGGCAAAAGUCCUGCUGUAUGGAUUAGGAGUUGUGUUUCCAAUCGAAAAUAUUUACAGUGCAACGAAAAUAGGAAAGGAAAGUUGUUUUGAGCGAAUAAUUCAAAGGUUUGGAAGAAAAGUUGUAUAUGUUGUUAUAGGAGAUGGUGCGGAAGAAGAACAAGGAGCAAAAAAGCAUGCAAUGCCAUUUUGGAGGAUCUCAAGUCACUCUGACCUUAUGGCUCUUCAUCAUGCCUUAGAACUGGAGUACCUGUAG